AUGAGCAGAGGUCGAGCGUAUCUCGUCGUCCUUCUUUCGCUACUCGUUCUCGCAGUAGUCUCGCAACCCUUCGCACGGCGCCCUCUCUUCGCAAAUGCCGAAGAAUUCGACGACGAGCGGUACGCCUACGACGAGGACGACGACGCGGGCGACGACGACAUCCCGGCGGGCGACGACGGCGACGUCGUCGCACUGACGGCGGCGACGUUUUCGCAGGCCGUCAGCGAUCACAAGCACGUGAUGGUGGAGUUCUACGCGCCGUGGUGCGGCCACUGCAGGGCGCUCGCGCCCGAGUAUCGCGAAGCAGCGGCGACGCUCAAGGAGCUCGGCGUGCUCUUCGCGAAGGUGGACGCGACGAAAGAAACGGAGCUCGCCGACAAGUACAACGUGGAUGGUUACCCGACCAUCCUUUUCGCCACGGAUGGUGAAUUCCAGCCGUUCGGCGCGGGGCGAACCAGUGUGGAGAUGGUGCGGUGGGUGAAGCGCAAGCUGGGCAUGGGCGUGGCAGCGCUGGCGCCAGCCGACAUUCCCAAGGCGGCCGCGCUGCUCGAGAGCGCCGCCGCCGCUGCCAUGGCCUUGGUGCCCUCCCUUGACGGCCCGGAGGCAGCAGCGUUCGGAGAGGCAGCGAGGGACACGGACGGGGUGGACUUUUUCGUCACCACGCACGCUGACGUGGCGGCCGCCUUCGGCCUGCCAGCUGACGAGGCGCCCGCCCUGGCUGUGGUGAAGAAGGAGGAGGAGCGGCUGGUGGUGUUUGACGGCGAGUACAGCAAGGAGGCCAUCAGUGCGUUCCUGGCAGCAAACCGGCUGCCGCUGCUGCUGACGUACACAGAAGAGACCUCCGCUGCCAUCUUCUCCUCCCCCAUCGGCAAGCAGGUGCUGCUGUUUGCACCAGACAGUGCAUUCAAGGUGCUCUCACCCGCGCUUUUUGCAGCAGCCAAGCAGUUUAAAGGCCAGGCCAUGUUUGUGUUUGUGAACACCUCUGACCCCGAGUCACAACCCGUGCAAGAGUACUUUGGAGCCGACGCUUCCACCACUGCGUUUAUGGGGUUCACCAUGGGAGGAGGUGAGGACCCCUCAGUGCCAGCAGCAGGGCUCAAAUACCGCAUGACUGACCACCCCACAGCAGAUAACAUCAAGGCCUUCACACAAAGCUUCAUUGACGGCCGUCUCAAGCCCUUCUUCAAGUCACAGCCCAUCCCGGAGGAGAAUGAGGGGCCAGUGACGGUGGUGGUGGGGGACUCGUUUGAGCGCAUUGUGCUGGAAAAUACCAGAGACGUGCUGCUGGAGGUGUAUGCCCCCUGGUGCGGCCACUGCCAGCAGCUUGAGCCCACAUACAAGAGGCUGGCAGAGCGGUUCAGCACGGUGCAGUCAGUGGUGAUUGCCAAGAUGGAUGGCACGGCUAAUGAGUACCCCGGCCUAGAGGUGGAGGGCUUCCCCACCAUAGUAUUCUACCCCGCGGGGAAAAAGACAGACCCGGUGAAGGUGGCUGCUCGCACGCUCAAGGAGUUCAUUCAAGCCAUCAAGGACCAUGCCUCCACGGAGUUCCACCUCGAGCCCUCGCCUCUGGAUGACGAGGAGGAGGAAGAGAUGGCCACGGCCUUGUGGCUCCCUCAGCUGCUCAACCACCCAGGCCAACAGCACAUCCCGUUCCCUCAGGUUCCUGAGCUUUCUCCCCCAAUCUUCUGCCCCACAGCUUCCUUCCCCCGUCUUCCUUUCAACCCUCAAACCUUACUCCUCACCACCACCGGACCACCCCCCACACUCCUCUUCACCUUCUCCCUCUCAGCAUCGCGCCUCAUCUUCACAUACAGCCGAACCAUCUCAUCCAUACUCACCCCUAUCUCCCCCUCCACCCUCUCCCUAUGGCACACUAUCACCCCCUCCUCCCGGCACCCCGCACCCCUCGGCCCUGCGUCAUACUCGGGAAUGGGCAGCAGCGGCGUCAUGUCUAUAAGCGUUUCCGCUAUAAGCCCCGACUGGUUAACGAAUAUAGGCGUGCCGCGCGGAAUCACAAUGUCUUCGUCGAGGAUCUCCACCACCACGUCCACGCUCGUCAGGCUCGGCCGGACCGCCACCACCGAGCCUACGGCGAUGCCUCGCAUGCGCACGGGCGUGCCCACGAGGAUGCCGCACGCCUUGGGAAACCUCACCACCGCUGUGUACCGCGCAGGUGCCACUCCCCCUCGCCUGCCCCAUUGCACCUCGUAG
Closterium sp. Naga37s-1 is the source of this 2211-nucleotide messenger RNA. The record is from the annotation of a GenBank genome assembly. Lineage: Eukaryota; Viridiplantae; Streptophyta; Zygnematophyceae; Desmidiales; Closteriaceae.